Molecule: messenger RNA, 1197 nt
Organism: Pseudo-nitzschia multistriata
Lineage: Eukaryota; Bacillariophyta; Bacillariophyceae; Bacillariales; Bacillariaceae
Source: the annotation of a GenBank genome assembly
CUCUUUCUUCUAGCUCUCUCCAGCGCUCCUAUCGCUCUUCAAUUUUAGUUGUGCACUUYGAGAYAACAACAAAGCACGACACAACUCAAGCGAACCAAAUAAAAUCAUCUCAUUUGAGUUACAYGUGAUAGAAGACGCUAUGAAAGUCUCUGCACCUGCAACCGCAACUUCGAUGGCUUCCUUAAUUGCAUCCACGGCAGCUCUGUCAAUUUCUCCUUCUCCCAAGCCGAAGACGGAACCACAUCAACACCAUGCAAGCCACAAUAGUCUGUUGCGAGCCCAGCAACAAAGCGYAUCAACACCCUACGAUAUUGCGUCGGACGAWGGCAUUGCGAUCACGACUUUUUCCAAAAACGAGGGAGAUAAAGAGCAGAGUCACCGUUCUUCCGUGAUGAAACCAGCCCCCUGCGAUUAUGAAGUCAACCUCGAAGCUUGGUCACAGAUAUCUUCCGUUGUUAAGAGUAAUGACGGCCUAGGCCUCGAAAUCCGUGUCGAGUGGAAGCCCGAAGACGAUAUUGUUCAGGUGGCACGAUACGUCGUUGGCGAAACAAACCCUUGGUUCGUCGAUGGCCGGAAUCUCAAACUUUAUCCGGCUGCUCGAUUGCUGAAUCUCGUAUCGAGCAUGAAAGCCUACGUCGAUAUUUGUGAAUCAAGUCUGCACGAUAUUGAGAUGUACAGGCUCAAACUUUCCGCUAUGUACGGAGAUUCGGCGACGCGGUGUCCCUUAUGGCAUAUUGAUAACGUCCCAAUUCGCUGGAUACAAACCAUGCUAGGACCUGGGACAAGCUAUGUGGACGAUGAAUCGAAACCCAACAAGUACCUACACCGUGUUCGCUACCCCGAUAGAGAGAUGUUGACACAACAGGAGCAGGACAUCGGCAGCGGACGACGUCAUUGGAAAGACGUUUGUGUAGAAAAAUCCCACGCUCCAAUUCAGCAAGCUACUGAGGGAGAACCCAUUGUUUUACCAGGCUACCGAUGGUCCGAGACGUCGAGACAGCACCACCAUCCACCGCAAUCUGUAACGAAUGGUAAUGGAUAUCUACCGGUGAUUCAUCGGUCACCUCACGAUGUGCCAAAGGAUCAGGGCCGCAUUCUUCUCAACCUUGACGUAAUCUGUGGUGACCACAAGUGUGACUGCUGCUAAUAGAACACGAACCGAGCGGAACCYAGACCUAAUAAUCAAACGAUUACUUU